AAGAAGAAGAAGAAGAAGAAGAAGAAGAAGAAGAAGAAGAAGAAGAAGAGAGGAAGAAGAAGAAGAAGAAGAAGAAGAAGAAGAAGAAGUAAAGAGGAAGUAGAAGAAGAAGAGAGGAGGAGGGAUUUACACUGGGAGAAGUUUGACACGAAUGCAGGCUGUGCUGGGAUACACGCAUAAAGUGUGCGUGCCAGUGUGGGAUAAAUCAGUCUGGGCUUGGCACGGCUAGAGUUUAGGUGUGCCACUGACUUUGAAGUGGUGUUUUCUUAUUUCUGGAAUAAGCAUCAAAAGGCUCCGGAGCUGCUGAUCACUUCCCUCCACCUCCAGUGGCAGCAGCAGCGGUCAGCUCAUGCACGCACCGCCCGGCGCUGGAAACGGAGUGUUUUUUACAUGGAGUUUGGCGCACGGCACAUCAGUUGGUGAAAUUUCCACUUUUCUGUGUGUCGCCACUGCGGUCAGCCUGCGCGGUGCACGCCGGGGCAGGGAGCCUCUCUGGCGGGGGAAGUACAGCAAGAAGAGUCGGUAACAGCCGGAGCCUUUUCUUUUCUGGAUCCUGCUUUCUGUGAUAUUACUUUUUAACCGGAUCUGUGUGUGUAUGAGUGCCCCCCCCACCCCCCGGGUGUUAUUUUCGCUGGACGUGUGUGUCAGUUUCCCCUGACAGUUAGUUUGUUUGGUCGGAGGGGAACUUGGUGUCGUCGUGGAGGGAUUUUCUUCGGACUUGGAGCGGUGACAGCGGGGCUUUAACUGGCGGAAUAAUCAAUAAAUACACCGUCCUGUGUGCGAGGAGUGUAUGUGGCUGACACAGAAGUAGCUCCGAGUCGAGCCGAGCCAAACCAUGCCAGUCAGAAAGAAAGAUGCACAGCGAGCCCUGCUGCUGCUGGAGGAGUACCGGACCAAGCUGCACCACGCUGAGGACCGGCAGCUCCGACUCUCCAUCCAGAGGGUCAUCGACAUCUUCCAGAGCAACCUCUUCCAGGCUCUCAUAGACAUCCAGGAAUUUUACGAAGUGACCUUAUUGGACAGUCAGAGAUGGGUGGAGUCUUCCAAGGCGGCGGACCCCAUGGCGCCCGUCCACCUGUGGGACUUCUCCAGCCUUCAAAGCACAACGGUGACCUCGGACACCCUGCCCAGCCUUAGCACCAGCAUCGAGAAGUACAGGCACCACGAUGAGGACUCGUCGCCGCAGGAUCAGAGCUCCCCCCAGCUGACGGAGGAGGCGGGGGGGCCAGAGCUGGUCCAGGUAGCGGAGAAAAACCUUUCGCAGAUCGAGAAUGUGCACGGAUACGUCACGCACGCCCACAUCUCGCCCAUGAAGGUAGCGUCUCUGGAGUGCAUCUUUGACGGUUCCUCAGCGUUAGGACAGCAGCACGUCCCGGAACUCCCCUCCCCUACGCCCUCCACCCUCUAUAGCCACGGCGAGGACAGCCCCCUCCCCUCCUGCUCCGCCAACCCUUACCCCCCAAUCCAGCAGGCAGAGGCCACCCCGCCCUCCUCUCCCAUAAUCCCUGUGAUCCCAGUCUCGCCAAUCGCAGCCGAGACCACCAUCAUCCCUCCGACGUCACAGGCCAACCCUCCCCCCGUGGUGGUGAACACAGACAGCCUGGACACACCUCCUUAUGUGAACGGGACGGAGGCUGACUAUGAGUACGAGGAGAUCACGCUGGAGAGGGGGAACUCGGGGCUGGGCUUCAGCAUCGCGGGCGGUACAGACAACCCCCACAUCGGUGAAGACCCGAGCAUCUUCAUCACCAAAGUCAUACCUGGAGGGGCCGCGGCCCAGGACGGGCGGCUCAGGGUCAACGACGUCAUCCUGAGAGUGAACGAGGCGGAUGUUCGGGAUGUGACCCACAGCCGCGCCGUGGAGGCCCUGAAGGAGGCCGGCUCGUUGGUCCGACUCUACGUCCGAAGGAGGAAACCCGUCUCCGAGAAAGUGAUGGAGCUGAAACUGGUGAAAGGACCCAAAGGUCUUGGCUUCAGUAUAGCAGGCGGAGUGGGCAACCAGCACAUCCCGGGCGACAACAGCAUCUACGUCACCAAGGUCAUUGAAGGAGGAGCUGCACAUAAAGACGGGAGGCUGCAGAUCGGAGACAAACUGCUGGCUGUCAACAGUGCUUGCCUGGAGGAAGUGAGCCACGAACACGCCGUCACUGCCUUGAAAAACACUCCUGACGUGGUCUACUUGAAAGUGGCUAAACCCAACAGUGUCUUCAUGAACGACAGCUUCGCCCCCCCCGACCUCACCAACUCGUACUCCCAGCACAUGGAGAACCAUAUCAGCCCCCCCAACUUCCUGAGUCAGCCCCUCCCCCCACCAGCAUCCUCGGGACGCUACUCCCCGACCCCAAAGAGCAUGCUGGGAGACGACGACGUCACCCGGGAGCCCAGGAAGGUGGUGCUGCACAGAGGAGCGACAGGACUGGGAUUCAACAUUGUGGGCGGGGAGGACGGAGAAGGGAUCUUCAUCUCCUUCAUCCUCGCUGGAGGACCAGCUGACCUCUGUGGAGAGCUGAGGAAAGGAGACAGGCUCGUCUCGGUGAACGGGGUGGACCUGCGUAACGCCACCCACGAGCAGGCGGCCGCCGCCCUGAAGAACGCCGGGCAGACGGUGACCAUCAUCGCACACUACAGACCCGAGGAGUACAGCCGGUUUGAGGCGAAGAUCCACGACCUGAGAGAGCAGAUGAUGAACAGCAGCAUCAGCUCUGGAUCUGGAUCUUUGCGGACGAGUCAGAAGAGGUCGCUGUACGUCAGAGCUCUGUUUGACUACGAUAAGACCAGAGACUCCGGUCUGCCCAGUCAGGGACUCAACUUUAAGUUCGGAGACAUCCUCCACGUGGUGAACGCCUCCGACGACGAGUGGUGGCAGGCCAGACAGCUGACGUCACAGGGGGAGGUGGAGGAGGUGGGGGUGAUCCCCAGCAAGAGACGGGUCGAGAAGAAGGAGCGAGCGAGAUUAAAGACGGUGAAGUUCAACGCAAAGUCUCGAGACAGAGGGCAGUCUCUCAAUGACAAGCGUAAAAAGAACCUCUUUUCCCGAAAGUUUCCGUUCUACAAGAGCAAAGAGGCGAGCGAGCAGGAGACCAGCGAUGUCGAGCAACAUGUGACGUCUAAUGCCAGCGAUAGUGAAAGUAGCUACCGCGGGCAGGAGGAAUAUGUUCUGUCGUAUGAGCCGGUCUCUCAGCAGGAAGUGAACUACACCCGUCCCGUCAUCAUCCUCGGUCCCAUGAAGGAUCGGAUCAACGACGACCUGAUCUCAGAGUUCCCCGACAAAUUUGGAUCCUGCGUCCCUCACACGACCCGGCCGAAGAGGGACUACGAGGUGGACGGCAGAGACUAUCACUUCGUGGUGUCCAGAGAGCAGAUGGAGAAGGACAUCCAGGACCACAAGUUCAUCGAGGCGGGACAGUACAACAACCACCUGUACGGAACCAGUGUCCAGUCGGUGCGAGAGGUGGCGGAGAAGGGUAAACACUGUAUCCUGGACGUGUCGGGGAACGCCAUCAAGAGACUGCAGCUGGCUCAGCUUCACCCCAUCGCCAUCUUCAUCAAGCCCAAGUCUGUGGAGAACAUCAUGGAGAUGAACAAGCGCCUGACGGAGGAGCAGGGCAGGAAGACCUUCGACAGAGCCACCAAGCUGGAGCAGGAGUUCACCGAGCACUUCACAGCCGUGGUUCAGGGCGACACUCUGGAGGAGAUCUACGACCAGGUGAAGCAGAUCAUCGAGGAGCAGUCGGGUCCGUUCAUCUGGGUUCAGUCCAAGGAGAAGUUAUGAGGAUCCUCCUCUAGACCCCCCCCCCAUCAACGACCCGACACCAGCUGACCAGAGUGUUGAUUUAUCUUGGUUCCUUUGUAAGACUCCAUUGUUGGGCGCCCUGAGCAGCAGAGUGCAGCACACAGGACGGUUGAUGACGUCACACUCGGCACAGCUCCUUAAUGUUUAAGGCAGAAGAAGAUUUCAUCUUUUACUUUGUGGGUUUUUUCCCUUCUUCUGGUUUUGUAAGGUAAGACGGACAGAGUUUUCAGGCAGCGUCUGUCGGACACAAGAAGCAGAACUUUGCACGUUUGAGCUUCAACAGCAUGUCGGUUAAUAACCCCGUUUGUUUCCCUUCGGCGUCUGACGUCUCAGCUUUUCUUCUUCUGUUCUGCAUUUCAUCGUUUCUUCUUCUUUGUUUUCGACUCUUGUUUUGCUCCUCGCUGCUGCAGGAUGUUUGUGUGACGCUCUGCAGGGUUCCUGCUCUGCUGCUCGGGGGCGCUGUGCACGUUCUUAAACUUUACACCUGAUCAACCCGCUCUGUCGGUUUGACGAGGUCAAAGGUCACAGCGGACAUUAUUCUACUCGAGUCUAAACCUUCGAUUUAAAAGUGGUGAUAAAAAGGAGAAUAUUGAAAUAAAGAGUUUAUCUGAACAACAAACUAAACAUAAUAUAUAUGUAUAAGAAAAGACGACCUCGUCAUCGCCCAGAUGUAACGACAGAAACUGGAAAUAAGGAAUGUUAUACUUAUACUUAACAAUACUUAUAAUCAGGAGAAAAUUCAAGACAAUGAUCAUAAUUACAAGAAACUAAUGAUGUGAAACAUUAUUUAAAUAAACUCCUACACAUUAAGAGAAUUAGAAGAAAAUCCAGAAAAACUCAAAUAUACAAAUUAUUAAAUCGAUAAUUCAAAAACAUUAUAAUUCACUUAAAAUGCAAAAAUAGUGAAAAACUAUCGUUGACGCUGACGAUGACGUCAUCGCAGGAUUACAAGAAUACUUGAUCAUUAAAACUCAUUACGGGAACAUUAUCUUAGAAGUAUUGUAUUUUGGGGGAAUUAAGAUUAUAAGAAAAAUAUAAUUUCUCAUAAUUCAGAUAAAAAUAUCACUUAAAAUGUGAAAAUUAAAGUAAACAAACAUAAUAAAAAGAAAACUCUGAUAAUUAGAAGAAUCAUCACAGGAAAUGAUUUUAUAAUCUUAAGAAUUCAGAUCUUGUCACGAACAGAUUCAGUGGAAGCAGAAUUACAGAUCUGUUCGUGACAUUCUCCUCAUGAGAAGUUUUAAUUAUUGUUAUUCUGUGUUGUUGGGAGCGGCGCCCUCUUGUGACGCGGGUUGGAACCCGUCAGACGCGUCCGUCAUGUGAUGAUCUGUUGCCCUGGAGACGAGCCGCCACCCCCGGCGUCCGCAGGAAGUUAUUGUACAAUGAGAUUCUGAUAUUUAACCCUCAGUAAACUGCCUAUUUUGUUAUAAUGAAAGUCUAUAUUGAACUUCACUUCAGCACUACUACUACGGGAAGUAUUCUCUUUGCAUUGUUAAUCAUAUGAAUAGAAAAGUAUAAAGAUAUUUGAAUAUAUAUUUUUUCUUUUUCUUUGAUCACAACCUCCUCUGUCUUUAAUUUUCUUUUUUAAGCAUAAUAAAAACUUAACAAGAAAACA
This is a messenger RNA of Cottoperca gobio, 5405 nucleotides long. Its product is annotated as discs large homolog 1-like protein. The record is from RefSeq and is a predicted model, not a curated record. Gene Ontology annotation, biological process: receptor localization to synapse; establishment or maintenance of epithelial cell apical/basal polarity; chemical synaptic transmission. Gene Ontology annotation, molecular function: protein kinase binding; ionotropic glutamate receptor binding. NCBI's taxonomy places the organism in Eukaryota, Metazoa, Chordata, Actinopteri, Perciformes, Bovichtidae. Gene Ontology annotation, cellular component: postsynaptic density membrane; basolateral plasma membrane; neuromuscular junction.